CUGAAUCUUAGCUCUGUGCAUAACAUGUUUGGUCAGAAUUAGCUCGAUGUCAUACACAAAAGGUAUUAUUGUUUUACAGGUUUAUCUAUGAGUCUUUAUGUUAUUCAAGACUGUAAUCACUGGGCUUCUGACUGUUUUAUUCAUGUUUCAUAUCUACAUUAAAUGUAAGGGGACUACUACUUUCAACGUUUUGAAGAAGAAGAAAAUCGUACUUCCGAGUAAAGAAAAAUCUGUCUCUGAGGAAGAAGUUCAGAAUAAAAGGAUUAUCAGCGACCAAUCAGCCCUUCCUCUACAAGUUCCUGAUGAAGAAGACAAUGUCCAUCGGACUCAUCAUAUCCGUGAGAGUAAGAUCAUCAGCCCAAAGGAUAUAUUUGAGGGCUACAAUACUUCUAAGAUGACAGAACGGAAAAUGGACCCAAGAGACAUCAGAAAAAUGUCAAGUCAAGAUAGAAUUAGUAAUUAUAAUAACGAAGAGGAGAAGAAUAACGAUAGAACAAAAUUUGAUAUGAGUGGGGUUAAUUAUCGUCUAGAUUUAUAACUAAGAGCAUAUCUAUUUUCAA
Messenger RNA from Moneuplotes crassus, 560 nucleotides. The record is from the annotation of a GenBank genome assembly. Lineage: Eukaryota; Ciliophora; Spirotrichea; Euplotida; Euplotidae.